AUUGUGAUUGUUUGUCUACUAGUAAUAUUUGGGUUUUCGCCCGGAAUCCUUAUUCAAAAAUUGAACAUUUUCGAGGAUUACACUUCGGUAAUAAGCAUAUUUCUAGAAUCUGUCUGAAAGUCGACAAAAUUCAGCUUAUUAGUAAUAAUUUUAGAUAAUUUUAUUAGCUAGUUUCAUAGCAAACGUGUCUCGUUUAGUGUUCGGACUUCUUCGGUAGAGCUCGUUAUCGUUGAUGGAAUACGUGCUUUUGGUGAAACGUGAAACAACAGCGACGCAUAUAACAUAGGUGGCGUUGUGUCAAACAAUUCAGGGUAAGGUUCUUAAGGAGACCAUCCCAAUGUCAUGGCAACUAGAAUUAAUAAAAAAAAUGCCCCGACGACUUCACCUAAGGAGGUAGUAACCGCAGAAAAAGCAUCAGCUAAAAAUGAACCCCCGGAACCAGUAGCGAAGUCCAGCGGUACCGCCAAAUCAAUUGGAAAACGAAUAGCCAAAAAGCCGAUUAAAAAAAUAGGCAAAAGGUCCUUAGGAGUAAAGCUGAAAGCCAAAGUCCAAAAACUAAAGUUAAACCCCCUAGCUAAAGCAGCGCUUCAAAAUGCACCCAAGAAAAAACUAUUAAAAAACGGUGUGAAAGAAGUCAAGCCGAGAAAAAGGAAAUAUAAAUUAAAAACCGAAUCGGAUUUAAAGAAAGAACCUGAAGAUGCUCCUCCAGUUUUAGAACCCAUCUUCCCUUUAGAAGAAAACGUUUUGGGCAAAAGAGGCCCCAAGAAGAGAGUUAAGAAAAUCAUCAAAAAUGAAGCUCCAGAAUUAAUUGAAUGCGCUAAAAUUAAACAAGAAAAUGACCAAGACCCUCCGAGCGAUGUGACAGACGUAUCUUUUAACGACCUACCCAGCCUUUCGAAACAAGUCAAAAAGACCAGAGUAAAGAAACAAAAAAUCGACAAUGAAACUCUUGAAGACGUAAUGAACGAUUUGACCUACCUCAUUAAAGCAGAGGACAUCAAGAAGGAAGUAGUGGAUACUGUAUCCGAAUCGGACAAAAGCGAUAGCGCGACUAAACCUAAAAAAUUAACAAAGAAACAAAAAAUAGAAUUACUAAAAAAGAAAAUGAUUAAAAAAGAAAACAUAGAAAACACCCUUUCGAAGCUAGAUUCAGCCGAUGAGAAAAUUAUAGAUAUGCUAGAUCUGAACGUAAAUAUGUUAAAGAAAAAAUCUCCCAUUACUAAUAGAAGACACAGCAUCGAAAAAUGCCCGAUAGGUCCAGUAGAAGCUCCAGGAGACACUAUAAAAGUUUUCAGUCACUUACCUAGAAGCAUAAGCCCUAGGGCUAAGCGCAAAGGUAAGCAAGACAGUCUCAGCAGAAGAUCUAGCCCUUACAGCACCAGAUCUGACUCGCCUGCCAGAAUUUUAAGAAACGGCAAACAAAGAAAGCUCAAGGAUAUGGGUCUUCUAGAGGGUUUAGAUUUGGAAUUUAGGAAAAGACGACGGCUCUGUUCAGAUUCUGGUUCAAAAUUAUCAGGUUACGAAUCGGAUAGCAGCUUUUCUGAUUUAGCUUCAUUGCAUGGUACUGAAAGUAACGAAGCUACUAAAUGUGACGAUAAAGAUAUUAAACCUAGUAUCAGCACUGCCUCCAAUGGACCAAUAGAUAGCUUAGGAUUAAUAGAUUCUAAUUCAAAUAUAUACAGUAAUGCAAUUAUUGAAACUACGAAUGUAACUGAGGAUUCUUUGUCUGAUAAGAACGUUCUCCUAGAUAUAAUGAAACAGACUUUCAAUAACGAAGUGGAUUUAAAGAAAACGGGCAAAUUCAAAGUCGGCACCGUUGUGGCCUCUAGGUUUUACGGUAGACGAACUACAGGGACUUCACAAGUUAAACCCGAAACGAUUCUAAAAGAAGAAAUCAAAGAAAAAAUAGCGGACGAGGCCCCAGUUAUGGAUGACAACUGUAGCGCCGUUACCGAAGAUUUAGCAAAGACUAAUGAUGAAAUUGGUGAAAAUAAACAAAAUUUAACUGAUAAUUCGCAAAUUUUAACAGACGAUUCGCAAAUUUUAACAGACGGUUCGCUAAUUUUAACAGAUGAUUCGCAAAUUUUGAUUGAUAAUUCGCAAAACUUAACAGAUAAUCUUCAAAAUAUAACGAAUAAUUCGGAAAUUACAACUGAUUUACCUGAAAUUACAACUGAUUUACCCAAAAUUACAACUGAUUUACCCAAAAUUACAACUGAUUUACCCAAAAUUACAACUGAUUUACCUGAAACUACAAUUGAUUUACCUAAAAUUACAACUGAUUUACCUAAAAUUACAACUGAUUCACCUAAAAUUACAACUGAUUUGCCUAAAAUUACAACUGAUUUACCUAAAAUUACAACUGAUUUAACUGAAAUUUCAACCGUAAAACCAGAAAUUGUAAAGGAAGAUUUGGCAGAACCAAUGGUGACUUCAGAAGAUGUUGCUUGUGAAAAUAUUGAAUCAAUGGAAGAAGAUGAAACUGUUCAAAAAAGCUGCAUACCUGAACCUAUGGAAUGUGAAGAUCUUAACAUUGUUCAACCCAUAAUUGAAAAUUUUGUUGAAAAAGAACUUCCUUUAAAAAUAGAACCGCUAAUUGAGGUUCCCGAUAAAGUUAUCGAACCAGAACCACCAGCAGUCAUUGAAGAAGCGACUACUGAACUAAUCGAUACCAACGUUAAUAAUGUUGAAACAGAAAGUGUAGUAACUGAAAAUAUAACAAACAAUGUGGAUACACUAAACGAAUCUAUUCCUUAUGAUAGUUUAGUAAUUGAUUCUGAAUCUAUUCCUACGUUAGAGGACCAAAUUCCUGGACCUAGUACUAGUACGACUGAAAAUAGUAAUGCUGUGAUUGAAAAUAUUGAAGACUUAAACGCUGAAGUUGAAUCUGCAGAACAAAUUGCCGAGAAGGAGAGCAUUCUGAAGGCAUUGGGCCUUCAGAGAUCAUCGCAAUUGGCUGAAGAAGCAAAACAAAAGACUAAAGAGAAAUUCGCGUGUGUGACGGGCGACAGUUACACUGGCACACUAAAGACUGUGAUCAAAAUUAAUCGUGAUAAGAAGAAGGGAGGACGGGGUUCUAUCAAAUCUUCGGGGCAAAAAGGCAAAGUCAAAAGUAACCCGAGCACUGAAGAUGAACAAGUGGUUACGGAAGAAACUAAGGAAAAAGGAAGCAAAGAGAAAGAGAUAUCGCCAUCUUGGAAACAAGGAACGCAAUCUUCAGAUACAGCUGGUGCGCACAGAAAGUCUCAUUAUUCUAACAGAUCUAACCUGGAUGGCAGCAGCGAACAUACGUCAGACGGUGAAGCUGCGCCUCCAGAUGGUGCUAUCAAAGCCUUGGUUAUACCAGAAAAAGCUAGUUCGUUUAGUAUACAUCCUGGACGGUUAUGCAAAGACGAAUGCUCUUAUUGUUUCGGAAAAUUCGGGCUUUUUGACACUCCCUGUCAUAUUGCCCAGAUGAAGAGCGUCGACAGGCAAAAUAAGAUAUUAGCAACGGAAAAACACCUUACAAGAGACUCCUGCCUUUGUGACGCGUGCUACAGGCACGUAGACAGAAAAUCAAAUACUCCUUCCUACAUGAAUAAAUCUAUGAAACGAAAUUCGUUAGUGGCACCAGGUCCGAGGCAAAAUCACUGCCACGUUCUAGGUUGCCAUAGAGAAUCUUCUAACAUUCUGAGGCGGAAGUGGAUCAUUAAAAUGAGAAAAAGUAUCUGCCAAGUGAUUAAUUUAGACUUGGAUAAUCCCGGUCUCCAUUCGAUACCAAUCUGCGAAGACCAUUAUGCGGCUCUUGAACACCUAAUGAUCUGCGCGAUGUGCAAAAGAAGACUAGCCAGGAACCACAUCCAUUAUUUAGGUCCGGAAACCGUUGAUCUAAACAACGCGCUUAACGCGAACAGUAUACCGCUAACGUUAAACGAUAAACCGGUGGUGUGCAAACUUUGUAAAUGUUUCGCUUCCAUCAUCCUUAAAGAUCCAUCCGAGAGACCGGAAGCUAGCAAAAAUUUCUUCGUGGAGUAUAAAAGACGGCUACUGCAUUUCAACGAUAUCGUUCCGAUGGACGAAUCGGCUGCAGAAGAACCGAUAGCCGUACCUAGUAAAGCAGACCGAAUGGAUAUGCUGAAGAGGAAGAAGAAGAUGAUGAAGAGCGCUGACGAGAAUACGGAAGAUGAGCAUGACGGACACGAAAAGAGGGGAGAACGGGUGCCUUCUACGGAUACGAACAGCCAACCGCAAUCUCGUUCUGAGUCUCCAAAUGAUGAUUACAAUGGUGUUGAUUACAAUACCCUUAUACCUGCCAUUGCUAUGGAGGAGGGAAGCGAUAGUGAUAGUAAAAAAGACAGUAAAACGCCGGUUAAUAUAAAAAAAUUCAAUGAAAUGCAAAGAGAAGGAGUCGAAAUAGUACGAGUAGCUAAAAAUGAAAGGCCCAAGUCGGAAUCUGUGCUCAAAAAAUUUGGAUACGGACCUUCGGUGUCUGUGCGCCAGUUGUUUUCUGGCGAAGAAGAUCUACCUCUUGUCGGUACCGUCGAUUUCAAUAACGUCAAGGAAAAGACGGUUGAAGGAUGGGAAAAAUGUUCGACUGUUAUACAGUAUGACGAUGAAACUAAAAGAUUAUGGCAGGAAUUACAGAAACCAUACGGCAAUCAAAGCAGCUUUUUGAGGCAUCUUAUUCUUUUAGAAAAGUAUUUUAGAAACGGCGAUUUAGUCCUUUCACCCAGAGCUAGUCAUCAUUCGAUUAAUUACAGUGAAUCUGUGCACAAUAGGUUGAGGGCCUACGAUAAUAUACCAACUAGCGCUGGAAAUAUUCAGCCCUUAAGUAUGUUGCCCUUUAACAAAUCCCACACCAAGAGCAGCAGCGGUAUUAUUACCAGCAACAACAUUCCUCAAGCAAUGAGCAACUCAAUCCCAACCCAAGCACCUUCCGCACCAUCGACGACCAUCACAAACAGCAAGCCAGUGGGUACCACAGCGAUGUCAGUCACCUCUCUUCCCAGCAUCCCCAAAGGUACUCCCAUCACCAUUUCCCAGCUCAACAGUCCGCCCCUGCUUCCUUCGAGCGCCAUCCUCCAACCUCUCAGGCCUAAAAUGGUCGGACAACCUCCUGGUCUGAUUUCGCUGCAUCCCGGUACCGGUAGACCCGUGGCGCCGUUGGUUAAGGUACCGCAACCGCAGAAGAUAAAGUUCCCCAUUACGAAGAAUUGGAGACCCAAUUUGAUACCUAUCGAUCCUAAUAAGAAGUUGGAAAGGAAGACUGGUUUGGUUCAGGUAAUUUCGGGCGGUAAACCGUACCACAUAACGCUCGAAGACUACAAAAAAAUGUGCGCCAUCAAGCGGAGCUUCGAAAUGAAACAGAAACGUCUGCAAGAGGCCCAAGCCCCCAAACCCAUCCUCGUCACCCACAAUUCCGUUCUCAAGUCAAUUAUACCGCGAAAAGGUUUGGUAAUCUCAAAAACUGCCACUGUCAGUGCACCAUCCAUCAAAACCGAACCCAGUACCCCAGGUGGUCAUCUAGGAGAUGGUGUUUCGGAAGGGGAGAACAUACUGGAUAAGUUAGACAAGCAGGUGGAGAAGCUGGAAUCCAAAUUAAACGAGAAACCUUCGUCUUUGUUACUGCCUAGGAUACCAAAAUCGCUGACGGUUAUACCGCAGACUAUUACAAGGAGGCCGGACAGGCCUUCCAGUCCUGUGUUACUCAUCACUUCAAAGAAUAGUAGUACCAAGUCAUGAUUUCGUUCGGUGACAAUUGUUCAAAGUGCCUAUUAAAUUUGGCGGACCAGAAAUUUGGAAGUACACCAUACAUACGUACCUAAAUAAACAAAAUCAGUUGACAUAAAUACUAUUUUUUAUUGACAUAAGUACGAUUAUUGACAUAAAUAAUAUUUUUUACUAUCAUAAGUUGACAGUUCUCUACAGAGCAAACUAAGAAAAACAAUUUGAUAAGUAUGAUGUAAGUUGUUAGUUUGUCUUUUAAAAUAUGCUCCAUUUUUUUAUUUAUUACUUUAUAUAAUUUUAUAAUUAAAACAUUUUAAUUUCUAUCUGCCUUUUGGCUGUUCAAAUAUUUAGUUUCGCCUUUAUACUGGUCUUUAGUCCUUCAGUUUUCGUGAUGGCUUAAAAACGCACCUUACUAUUUUUGUCGUGGAAUGAACCGCCUAAUCAAAAAUAUUAUUUAUAAACACUAUAUAACCAACUUUUUAUUUUUUUGUUAUGUGGUGCUUCCAAAUUUCUAAAUCCCCAUGCCCUAUACAAUUUCGAAGUAUUUUAAGUUUGAAAUUUUACUUUACUUAUAUAAAAUUGUUGGUAAAAUAAAAAAAAUUUACUUGGAGAGAAUACUUGUUAUACUAUUGUCAGUUGAUAAUAUUUUUUUAAUAUGAAAGCAAAACAAAAAAUAAAAUUGUAUAUAUACACAAAUAGACUUGUACAUAAUAAUUGACUAUGUAGCCUUUAGGUAGGUAAUAACUAAAAAAAUAUCACAUAUUUAACUUGUAAUUUAUUAAUAUUAAAGCAAUACUUUAUUUUAUGGAUACGAGAUAAUCAUGUUGAACAAGAUUGUAGAUUCUCAAAAUAAAAUUAUUUCCUUUUUUUACCUUAAUUGGCCAUAUCUUUUUAUGUUUGAACGUGUUACCUAUUAAGAAGUAGAGGUAUGACAAUUAUUUGUCCAAAUCUGUCAUUUAUUCGUGAAAUGAUUGCUGGCUUAUUAUAAAUAAUCUAAGAGCCCGUCGCUGAUAGGUUAAUGAUUGCUUAACACUAGAUCAACCAUGGUUUGCUUAGGUUUUACAUAAAUGGUACUACAUUUUUUUGAAUGAGUGCAACCUGAUGAUAAGUCAUUUGUAGCUAUUUUUUAUAUACGAAAUUGGGACUGGUAGGUGUCUUUUGUAUCGACUAAUAUGGCGGAAAAGCAGGUACUGAUUUACAAGUUACCUGUACUAUUUACUGGUUAAGUAAAUCUAAUUAUUGGAAUUCAAAAAAUUAAUGCCCUUUACAGAUAUAAGGCUAACAAUAAUUGGUUUUCCAUAACCAACAUUUUCAUGCAUUCUUCGUUAAUAAACAAUUUAAUCUUUUCGUAUUAAAAGAAAAAUUCAAGAAUGAGAACUAUAGGUCUGAUUUUUUCACCCCUGAGUACGGUUACUUGUAAGGUUGGGUAGAUUAUCAAAAUAAUUGAUUAUUCGAUUAUAUUCAUUUAAUCGUUUAUUUUUUUAUUGAUUGUUUUCGAUUAUUUGAUUAAUCAAGAGAUCGAUUAUUUUCGAUUAAUCGUUCAAAUUGAUUAUUUCCGAAUAAUCGGAUUACUGACUAUUAGAUUAAUCAAUAUAUCGACGGCCAAAGUGCAGUACCUCGUAUCAUUUUUUUGAUAAAUUUUACAGGAAACGAGAAAACUACAUUUUUUAACGUUUUGUAUUUAUUUUGCAACCGGGAUGUGUAAAGGUGGAUUUUUUAACUGUUUUUAAUAUAAAUUUACUAUUUUUUAUUUUUGUUAAGCCUAGUAUGCUUCAUACGAGGUAUUGCAUUAGAAAUGAAAAAUUAUACGAGGUACUGUAGAUAAAAUGGGGCGAUAGAAGCUAAAAAAACGUAAAAAUAUAAAUUUUUAUUAGAAAUGUUUAUUAUCAAAAAAUGGUAACGCUUGUAAGAAAACAAAAAAAAACUAAAUAAAAUCCAAUUUCAUACGGUAACUCUUACAAGAAAGCAAAAAAAAACUAAUCUUAUACUAAAAACAACAAACUAUCUGAAAACAUUUUCCUAUUCAUAUUGCAAGUUUUCAUAAUAUGGCCAAAAGUCUUUGGGAAUAACCUGCUUCAUCUCGUUAAGGUGAUCAAACUUUUUUGUUAAAUUGUUUGCAGUCUGUUGUAUAACCGCGGAAACACAACUCCAGCCAGACUUAUAGCUUUUGGUCGUCGAGGAAGCGCUUGAAACUCAUCGUUGAAAUUUAUUUUGAAAUGAAUUUCUCCCUUUGGCAAGUACUCUAGUACUCUUAGAUUUGUGACGACUAUGGAAUCAUACUUCAGUAAUGGCUUGUGAUUAAAAUUGGUAAAAAAAUCAAAGUCUGGUGUUUUAACUACAUAGGGGUUUUUCUUCUUAGCUUCUUUUCUUAUUCGAGCAUAAUCGCUUGGAAGAUAAAUGUCCUUAUUUUUCAAUGAAGUUUCAAUACAAGCAUGUACGCUAUCGCAAUCCAUUUGGGUAGGGCCUUAGGCCAGAUGUUUUUGUGUUAUUUUUACACCAUAAGUUUCAGCCAAAUGAAGUAGCGCGUUUGACAUUAUGGAAUUGCGAUUUUGUGCUAUGCAACCAUCUGAAAAUAUAAUAAUUUCUCUUUUGUCACCGUUGUCCAAAAAGUUAUCUUUGAGAUAAUCGACAACACACGAGGCGUAUGCUGAGGCUUGCAGAUAUGUUUUGGUUUCGUCAAACCAAUAGCAAGGUCCCAAAUUUGUUGCCAAGUCGUAGAUGGUAAAAUUGUGGCAACAAAGCUUUACUUUGUAAUACAGUGAGCUAGCUUUUAGCUGAGGACAAAUCUUGACCGCUUGAAGAUCCCCGAAAAUGGCUCUAUUCUUGUCAAAUUCUUUUUCGUUUCUAGCCCUGUCUUUUUCUUCACAUUGUUUCAAAAAUGGAUCUUCCUCUAAGUUUUCGUUUUCAAAUUUAUAACACUCAUCGCAUCUAUCCUUUCGAGGUGUAAAUAUUCCAAUGUUGAGCUCGUUUACAAUUUUCGUUAGUUUGGUUAUAGACAAACACUUUUUUCCUUUGAUAUUGUACUGUUUCUCGUACUCUUGGUGUAAUUGAGCCAUGGACUGAAAUUGUUCUAGAUAUUCUUUCAAAGUUUCCUUGCGACAGUAGUGAGCAGGUAACUUAUUAAGUGAUCGCAAAAAUUCUCUAAGAUAUUCUGGAGAUUCAUCAUGAAUAUUUUUUCUUUUCAUUCUGCUUAGCACAGUAUUUUCUUGUCUUUAAUUUAAAUCGCAACGAUAUUAAAAUAAAUCAAAGUAUUUUUUGGAUGAAACGCAAUGUAAGGAUAUGUUUAUGGCAAUAAUUGUAAUAAACAAACAUUUACUUACCUCAGUAACGUCAAAAAUGUAAAAACAAAGCUCAACACGAUAUUCUUACAGCAGAAAUCAAUGGCGACUAUCUGUUACGAGGUACUGCAUUACAAAACAUAAAAUAAAUUUUACGAGGUAAUGAAUUUUCCUGUAGAGACUUGUUACGCGGCUCUCGUAAAUUUUUUAAACGUUGUCAGUAGAUGGCGCGGUCAGAACCAAAAACAUUCGUGUAACAAACUUAAAAUGGGAAAAAUGCCAUAUACGAGGUACUGCACUUUAGCCGUCGAUAUGGAUAUUAUUUAAUUGAUUUUUAAACUUAUUUGAUUGUGAUUAAUUUACCGAUUAUUAUUAAAUAUCUAAUUCAAUUACGUAUUAGUAAGGUAAUCGAAACGAACGUUUUAUAAUAUGGAAUUAUUGAUAUAGUCCAAUCAAAUAGACCUUUAAAUCAAAAUUUUGGAGGAAAUAUAAGAAUUUUUGAUAUAAGUAACUUUAGAGUAUUUGAAAAUGAUAGGUAAAAAAAUUUUGUUUUUCAGGCCCCGGCAAAUGGCGAAAAACAAGAAAAUAAAGUGUUUUUUUAAGGUUAUUUAAAAAUGGUAGGUGCUAUAAAAAAAAGUUCUUAAUAAAAAUUGUAAAACAUAAAAUUUUACAUAAAAAUAAUAUUUAACAUUUUUUGCAAUUAUUAAAACUAACAGAGUUAGAUUAUUUAUUUUCUUUUUAUUAUUUACUUAGAAAAAUAUGAACUUUCAUUUCAGUAAAAUAAUUUGUCUUUUUUUAAGUUAUGACAACUUAAAUUUACAAAUUUUCAAUAAAUCAUACGACUUUAUAUGGUAAAAUAAAAUUAUGGCUUAUAUGACAUGAAAAAUAUGAGUAACGAACUAAUAAAAACGACAUUGCGACAGUUUAGUCCCCACUUGAAGCUCCAUUAAAUAAAUAAAAAUUAAUGAAAACAAAUUAAAAAAAUUAAAUUAAAUAAAAAUAAUUAAAAAUAAAUAAAGAUAAAAAAAAUAAGUAAAUAAAAAUAAAUAUAUAAAUAAAAUUGAACAAAAAAUAAAAUUAAAUAAAAAGAUAGAAGUAAAAGAAAAUAAAUAUAUUAAAAUAUAUUAAAAUAAAUUAAAAUAAAUUAAAAUAAAUUAAAAUAAAUAAAAAUAAAUAUUAAUAAAAAACAAUCUAAGUAAAAAAAUAAAUAAAUAAAAUUAAUUAAUGUGUCAUGUUAUCUGUUAUAUGGGUUGAACUUUUCGAAUGUCGCCCGUAUAUAUUAUGUCGCCACAUCAUUUGCCAUGAUGCAUGUCACGUCACCUGUCAUGAUACAUGUCACGUCACCUGUAAUGUCAUAUGUCACAUUAUCUGCCAUAUGACUUGUCAUAUCAUCUACCGCUGUUGAAUUUUUCGAAUGUCCCCCUUUUACGCAUGUCAUUUGCACUUAGCCGAGUUUCAAACUGCUUAGUUUCGAAUUAUACCACUAACAGGUGACGAAUUUUGAAUUAGUGAGCCAGAAGCGUCCUUUUUAUUGUACUAAAUUUCAAAAGAAAAUGAUUAAUAUAUAAAAUGAUGAAAAGAAUAACAUAAUAAUAAAAAAAAUUUAAUAUCAAAAAUUCCUGUAUUUCCUCCAAAAUUUUGAUUUAAAGGUCUAUUUGAUUAGACUAAUAGGACUGGGCGAUUAUCAAAAUAAAUCGAAUAUUUACGAUUAAUCGAUUAUUUGCCAUUAUUCAAUAAAUUGAUUAUUUCCAAUAAUCCAAUUAAUCAAAUAUCGAUUUUUCCAAAAAAAAAUAAUCGAUUAUUUUUCCUACCCCUAGUUACUUGGCAGAUUAGCGAACUAUAAUAUAUUGCCUAAACAACAAGUAGUUACAUUUAACUUUGAAAAACUGGCUCCUAGUGUAAUAAGUUUAAUUAAACUACAUUCUGUGAGUGUAAAUAUGUACGCUUCGCGUCAUAUAAAACUGGUAUAACUCUUAUAACGAGAAAUCGUGUUUUUUAAGCUGUGUAAAUUGAUCUUUUAAAAUGGGUCAAAUUUAAACUACUUUAUAGGUUAUAAUUUCUAGGACAACGUUGCCAGCACAACAAAAAUAUUAGUAGAUGUAAUGAUACAAACAAAUUUUGUAAAGUAAUAAAAUGCGCAAAGGAUAUUUUGUGCAGCAUUAAUGCAAAAAGUGUAACUUAAAUUUUAAAUAAAUGUGUGAAAUUUAAAUACACACAACCAAACUUAUAUGGAAUAGUCUAUUAUUUUUCAUAAUUUUUGAGAUUUAUGAACAUUUUUUUGUUUAUGAAUAAAACUCAGUCGUUACCAAAGACUUCUAAUGAGAAAUAACCUAUAUAGCAAUAAAAAUAAUUAAUUAGUUGACAAAAUAAACACAAUAGUAUUUUUUUGGUUUCUGAAACGAAAUUAGAUUUAGACUUUUAAUAGCCGAAAAACAAAAACCGAAAGAAAAAUGGUAAUUUUAACAAUCCGUGUUAUCAUCUCUAACCCUUAUGCAAGCUUCUAUUCGCCUUGACAUGCUUCUUAUUAAAUUGUCA
This is a messenger RNA of Psylliodes chrysocephalus, 11519 nucleotides long. Lineage: Eukaryota; Metazoa; Arthropoda; Insecta; Coleoptera; Chrysomelidae. The record is from the annotation of a GenBank genome assembly.